Metarhizium acridum CQMa 102 is the source of this 1443-nucleotide messenger RNA. The record is from RefSeq and is a predicted model, not a curated record. NCBI's taxonomy places the organism in Eukaryota, Fungi, Ascomycota, Sordariomycetes, Hypocreales, Clavicipitaceae.
AUGAACAACCCGCUAGGCACGCCGGCACAUGCCAUGCUGCCCGUCAACGUCAAGUCGAAGCGGCGGGCCGUUGGCAAGGCUCGGGACGAAGCCACCUGCAAGAACAACAAGACCGAUGCACAGCAACCCGGCACAACGACAACCGCCGAGCAGAAUCAUAAGAGGCUCUACAACUCCCCUGCCUCGCUGCUCUCGUCUCCCCCUCCCACAACCGCCGGCGACGACCGGGACAAGAGCCUCCGCCCAAACAUGCACUUACACCUCGACCCUGCAUCUGCCGGCGUGACGGGAGAACCAUCCAGCCCGUCCAGCAGGCGCCACUCGCUGGCCGUCUCGACAGCCGGUCACUCAUCGCGGUCGUCGGCAGACGGCGCCCCCGGCCCGUUUGCCUCGUGGCGACGAGUGUCAACGUCCGUCCCGGCCGGCGCCGAGUCGGCCCCGCUGACGGCCGCCGACGCCGUCGUCGGUCUCAUCGCCGCGUCGUGCCAGGCGCAGCGCGACCUGGAAGAGCUGAAGGCGUCGCCGGCGGGGGCCCCCGCGCCGCUGAGAAGGCUCCUCGGCGAGGUCAAGUCGUUCAAGGCGACGGCGCAGCUGCUGCACAAGUCCCUGAGGAGAGUCGAAACCGGGGCCCUGGCUCACGGGGACCGCCCGGGGCUAGUGGAGCUGGACGUGCUCAUUGCCGUGCUGGCCGCCUCGGUCCUGACCGUGUCCGAGCUCGAGGGCCGGCUGGAGGGCUUGGCGAUGCGGGCCGCGGAGCUGGGCGUCGCCGUCGAGGACAUGGUGCAGCGGUAUUCGCGGAGCCUGGCCAGGGACGCCAACAGAAUCGCCAUGGUGGACUUUGUCAUCACCCAGCUCCUGAACGUGCUUCAGGUCCACCAGGAUGCCGCUCGCCACCGGGCCCAGGCCGGCCUCGCCGUCAUGGACAUGCUCCAGGCGGACGCCGCGCUGGCCGGCCGCAUGCAGCAGCUCCAAGACGCGGCAAACGGCCUCGAGCUCGUUUCCCGGGAGCGCCGUGCGGAGCUCGCCUCCCGACCGCCGCCGAGCUACAGCGUCCCUUCGCCGGGGGGCGACGACGAGCCGCCCAGCUACUACCGGGCUCUCGAUGACGGCUCGGUCGCCAUCCAGCCCCGAGACUGGUCCGUCUACGCGGGCUUGAGCCUCGGGGACAUACCUGCCCUGUCCAGCAUCAGCCUUCCUCUGAUUCUGGGCGAAAUCAAAGACGCCUAUUACUACACGGAAGAGUAUGCGCGGUCCGUCAGAGACGGGCUCAUCGCGUUGGAAGAAGCUCGCCACACCCACAAGUCAAAGGCCCUGGCCCGGGUUCUGGGCAUCGAGGAAGGCGGCAGCAAGGAGAAGAACAGCGCUGCUUCAGAUCAUGGCGGUCUGGCGCAUAGACUUGCGCUCAAGGUGGCAAGGGGAAAAUUGCCAAGUCGAUCACACUAG